UUGAAUUAGCCGGGAGUUAGGUGAAGCGAGGCAGAGCCAAAAUGGCGGCGACGGAAACAGCCCACUCUGAGCUUCAAACCCGCUCUUCGGUAACCUGUGGGUGACGUCACGGAGCCAUCUUUAUUUAGUCUAUGCUCCACACACACCCGACCUCUUUGGCCGUUUUUGAAUUAACCGGGAGUUCGGCGGAGUCAGGUACCGGCAAGAUGGCGACGUCAGACCUGCCUACUCUCAGCUUCAAAUCCGCUCUUUUGUAACUUAAGGGUGACGUCACAGAGACUACGUUCAUUUUUAAUUACAGUCUAUGCUCCACACACACCCGACCUCUUUAGCCGUUUUUGAAUUAGCCGGGAGUUAGGUGGAGCGAGGCAGAGCCAAGAUGGCGGCGACGGAAACAGCCCGCUCUGAGCUUCAAAACCGCUCUUCGGUAACCUGUGGGUGACGUCACAGAGACUACGUUCAUUUUUAAUUACAGUCUAUGUUCCACACACACCCGACCUCUUUAGCCGUUUUUGAAUUAGCCGGGAGUUAGGUGGAGUGAGGCAGAGCCAAGAUGGCGUCGGCGGAGCAGCUACAGAAACCAACAGGUGAUUUCAGGAGUCCGUCUGUGAGAGAUGAGCUCUCUGACAGAGGGACUUUGUCAGACUCAGCUGGUUGCAGUGAGACUCGGUCGUGUCCAAACACAACAGGAGGAAGAGAACAAACAUGGAGAAGAGACUGAGCAAAGGUUAAUAUGUAGUGUCGACUGUGAAACGCUUCACAAGUGUGUUGGAGAGAGAGAGAGAGAGCAGCAGACGGAGUGUGAGCAGUGAAGAGACGAGUCUCAUCGAUACAGCUGUUCUCUGACAGUCAUAUAGACUGAUUCUUCAUCUUCAUCAUCAUCUUCAUCUUCACCCAUGUCGGUUCUUCCUCUGCGGGUGAAAAUGCUGCAGCAGGUCUGGAGGUUGAAGGGCAUCGUUGUGCUCGUGUGCAGCCCGUUCAUCCUGCUGCCGCUCGCUGUCAGCACCACGGAGGCAGCCUGUGCUUACGUCAUAGUCCUCAUGGCGGUGUACUGGUGUACUGAGGUGCUGCCGCUGGCGGUGACGGCGCUGCUGCCGACCAUCCUUUUCCCCGUCCUCGGCAUCAUGGAGUCCAAAGACGUGUGUAUGCAGUACCUGAAGGACACUAACAUGCUGUUUGUGGGGGGGCUGAUGGUGGCCGUGGCCGUGGAGCACUGGAACCUCCAUAAACGCAUCGCCCUCAGAGUGCUGCUGCUGGUCGGCGUGCGACCCGCCCUGUUGAUGCUGGGGUUCAUGGGAGUGACGGCCUUCCUGUCCAUGUGGAUCAGCAACACGGCCACCACCGCCAUGAUGGUCCCCAUCGUCCAGGCCGUCCUGGACCAGCUCCACGGCAACGUGGACUCUGAACCCUCGACCAAGAGCCAGAGCAGGACUGUGGUUCUGCACCAGGAGCACCAGGAGAAAACCGUCAGCGUCCUGCAGACCGUCGCUCUGAGCGUCCCGGACAAAGGUGCGCCCGGGACGAUCCAGGCACAAGGCGACUCAGAGAAAACCAGCGACCUGCAGGACACCAACGUGUCCCCUGAGCAGACAGUGAUGUCAGAGGGUCACAUGGACAAGCAGGAGAUCGUCAAACCAACACCACAAGACAAACCUCCUUCAGAUGGGACCAGUGCUGGACCUGCCGUCGUGUCCGUGGAGAACGUCUGCUGUCAGAUGGAGCUGGAGGAGCUGAGCGACGAGGAGGAGGAGAGGAGGAGGAUGAGUAAAGGCCUCCUGCUGUGUGUGUGCUACGCCGCCAGCAUCGGAGGCAUCGCCACUCUGACGGGAACCGGACCGAACCUGGUCCUGAUCGGACAGAUGAGCCAACUCUUCCCUCAGAACGGGGACGUCAUCAACUUUGCGUCCUGGUUUGCGUUUGCCUUCCCCACCAUGGUGCUGAUGCUGACGCUCGCCUGGUUCUGGCUUCAGUUCCUCUACGUCGGCUGCAACUUGCGGAGGACGUGGGGCUGCGGGGCCGUCCAAUCAGAGAAGGAGCGAGCGGCGUACGAGGUGAUCCGGGACGAGCAUCAGCGUCUGGGACCCAUGAGUUACGGGGAGGUCAGCGUCCUGGCGCUCUUCAUCCUCAUGGUGGCGUUGUGGUUCACCAGAGACCCCAGCUUCAUGGACGGCUGGGCCACGCACGUCUUCAACGCCAAGGCCGAGUUCGUCACUGAUGCGACCGUCUCUCUGUUUGUUGCCAUUCUGUUGUUCGUUCUUCCCUCUGAGCCGCCGCUCUACCUCUGCUGCUGGAGGAGCUCUGACACAGACUCCCAGGUGUCACGAGUCCCCGCCCCUCCCCUGCUCACCUGGCAGGUGACUCAGAAGAAGAUGCCGUGGAACAUCGUCCUGCUGCUGGGAGGAGGCUUCGCUCUGGCCAAGGGCAGCGAGGAGUCCGGUCUGUCCCGCUGGCUCGGCACUCAGAUGACACCGCUCCACUCCAUCCCUCCCUGGGCCAUCGCCGUCGUCCUCUGCCUCCUUGUCGCCACCUUCACCGAGUGUGCCAGCAACGUCGCCACGGCAACACUCUUCCUGCCCAUCCUGGCCUCCAUGUCUCAGUCGAUGAGCUUGAAUCCUCUGUACGUGAUGAUCCCCUGCACCCUCAGCGCCUCCUUCGCCUUCAUGCUGCCAGUGGCCACGCCCCCCAACGCCAUCGUCUUCUCCUACGGUUUCCUCAAAGUGUCAGACAUGGCUAAAACAGGCGUGGUGAUGAACAUCAUCGGGAUCGGCUGCAUCAGUCUGGCCAUCAACAGUUGGGGUCGUGUCAUGUUUUCUCUGGACUCAUUCCCUGAGUGGGCCAACACCACCGCGCCAGUGUAGGGCCGCCUCUGUUUCCUGCCACCUCCUGGACUCUGGAUGGUUUUUAUAUUCCCACUGCAGCUUGUGACGGUUCUGAAGCGGCGUCUGGACCUCACCACUGAUCGAGAGCGUGUUUCCCAAAAGUUUCAACUCUAGCUGCAGGUAGAAGUUCACCAUAGAUUCUUAACAAUAUUAAAAUAAUCAUUAAAUUACUUUGCCAUUUCUUUUAUCACUGUCAGGAAAAGUCAAGUUAACUCCACUCAGAUCUUAAUGCAGGAAUUAGAGGAACUGUGUCCUUUGAGCCACAGGAAAGCUGCAAUUAUGUGAUUUGUUGUUUUUGUUUUUUUGCAAUUUCCAUUUCUAUAAUGUUAAUUCUAGCAAUUGUAUCUUUAAUUUGUCCAAUUUAAAGUUGAAUUAAUAGAUUUUUUGUUUGUUUAUUUAUUUAUUUUUUAUUUUCUGGCCACACUCAUAUUAUCACAUUAUAAAGUAGUGUGGCUAACAUGUUAGCAAAAGCUGCUAAUGUUCAUAUUUCCUAAGAUAAGAACAGAAAAUGGAUGGUUUUCAUUCACUGAUUAAUUCCCAUCACUCAUACUUUUAAAAGCCUCCCAGAUGUUCAAAGGACCUGAUUCUCCCAUUCACAGAGGUUUUUAAAUUUGAAAGGUCUGCAGGAAGUGUUGGGUCUCGCUGAGAGCAGCUUCAUAAUAAUAAAAAAAACAGCAAAGUAGAAAUUAAUUUAAAUAAUAAGUGACUAUAAAUAAUAAGUGUUUCUCUUCAGCUUAGGAAAAUAAAAUCUAAUGUCAUAGACUUUACUGUUAGUUUAAACCUCAAAAAGGUAUAACUGACAAAACAGUUCUUCUUCAGUGGUGUUUUUAUUUACGGUUGAGGCUUGGGAAACUGACUCUAGAUCAGUGAGCAGACUCCAGCUGGACUUCACUAAUCAGGGAACUUUUCUGUCCCGACUCUCAUCCCUGCGAAUUGGAAUUAUUUUAAGUGAUUAGAAAAUACAGUAGAUACUGUUUGUUUUUUAUUGUUUUCUAUUUAAACAUAUGAGUUUUAUUUAGUAACAUAGUUUUUAUGAGAGUGAACAUGUUGUGUACAUACGUAAUAGCAGAGUUUUGUAUCGUCUUGUUGCUAACAGUUUUAUUAAAGUUGAUCUUUAAAGAAACGUGAGUCAACAAUCCUUUGAUUGUAUGAGUGAAGAGUAUAGCUAAUGAGAGACUUUUAUUUUGAAUGAUAUCAAACCCAGAAUAUAACCAUUAAAUGUAAAAAUAUGUCAUUUUACUGUGAUAUAUGAUAACUAUAUAGAUAUAAGAAAUAUGUGAUUGUAAAAAUAUACAAUAUAGAUAUAAAUGUAUCUGACAUCUUGACUCAAAAAAACAAGAAAAGCUCCUAAAAUAAAAGGUCUAAUAUUGUUUUCAGUUUCGCCUCUAAACUUCUCACAUGCUUUAAUUUCAAUAACUGUUUGAGGCUCAAAGGUCAAAUCAUCCAAUAUUUUUCAGGAAAGUAAAAGAAAUUACAAACCAUUUGUAUCAGAACUUUAUUUUGUCUUCUUCUCGCUCACGUUAAUUAUCUGAUGAGCCAUAAAUUUACUUUUUAAUUGCAUGAAUCUGAUAACACUCCUGUGCUUUUACUUCGGUGGGAUUGUAAAUGCAGAAUAUUUUUCAUUGUGUUAACUUCAAGGGACACAUUACCAUUACAGUCAACUGAUUCCUUGUUGAUAUAAAAAUAUUGAUUAGUGCAGGUUUAACCCUUUGACCACUCAACCACUCAUCGCCUCAAAUGUAUUUAAAUUUGUUUUUUAAAUGUAAUUAAAAACAACUCACACUGGAUUAAUCAUUGCACUUUUUCUCCUCUGUGUCAUAGCUACAGGUAACUGUAGGAAAUAAAGAUCUUAACUUUAUUUCUAGUCAGACAGCUCCACCUGUACAGCAGCUGCAGCAUUGACACACUGUCAAGUGUCACAAUAAAAGACCUGUCCAGGAA
Molecule: messenger RNA, 4820 nt
Organism: Seriola aureovittata
Lineage: Eukaryota; Metazoa; Chordata; Actinopteri; Carangiformes; Carangidae
Gene: slc13a5a
Product: solute carrier family 13 member 5a
Exons: 15
Coding region: 897-2858 (653 amino acids)
Biological process (GO): citrate transport; monoatomic anion transmembrane transport
Cellular component (GO): membrane
Molecular function (GO): citrate transmembrane transporter activity; sodium:dicarboxylate symporter activity; succinate transmembrane transporter activity
Source: RefSeq, a predicted model, not a curated record